This is a messenger RNA of Chara braunii, 2576 nucleotides long. The record is from the annotation of a GenBank genome assembly. Lineage: Eukaryota; Viridiplantae; Streptophyta; Charophyceae; Charales; Characeae.
AAGGAAGGCCAAUGAUCGCCGCUAUUUCGACGCGCAAUGGAAGCCACGUGGCCGUCAGUGCCCCAGCUGAUUCCUUGAGGGGCGUUGCUUUCAAUCCCARYAGGACACAGCUCUUCUCCGCAGACAGCUAUSUUCCCUGUCGGAUCCUUUCCACGGCCGUAGGAGAGUCCGGGCUUCCCAUCGACAGCCAAGAAUGGAAGACGGUCSGACGAUUCACCGGUAGCGGAGCGCKGAAUAUCUCURAUGUARKAGUUGGGAGACAAACGCUCGUUGCAGACGGGACCUGUUUCUACUUCUUUGAUCGAGACAAUUCGCGGGUGUGGGGGAUCGAUCCCUCGUCCUCGACCUCACCAACCGCUGCCACUCUCAUCGCUGGAUCUGGCAAUAAAGCAUAUGCGGACGGGGAUGGACUUGGUUCGUCGUUCGAGUGGCUGGGCGAGAUCGUGGCCACUGCGGACGGAUGCAAUAUCUUUGCCACUGAUUUCCCUAACGGUCGCUUACGCUGGCUGAAGCUCGAUUCCCCAUGCAGCACGGCGCGCAGUGUGGAGACUGUGUCGAGAACGCCGAGAAGCGUUACUCAAUUCUUGCGGGGACUGGCUCUUCAUGAACAGGCCGGCGAGAUGCUCUUGUACGUUGGAACCAGCGAUGGCUCCUUGUUCGAGCUCAAACUUGACCGCUCUAAUCUGCAUGCUUGUGCAUCCCCACCACCCAGCAUGCCCGCAGAUCAUUUUCCUCCUGUCCCCGAUUCAUCCGACACGUGGAUUGCUUCUUCGUCUUCUUCUUCUCCGUCUUCUUCCGCAGACAGGACUCCCUCUUCCGCUAAACAAGAGCCCCAAACGCGCUCUUCUUCUUCCUCGCACUCCGCCAAUCUUGGUGUGAUUGUCGGGGUGCCGCUCGUAUCACUGGCACUAAUUUGCGCURUUGCCUGCGUGGCUGUCCUCUGUUGGARAGGCCGCCAGCCRGGCGGGGUCAUCGGACGGUGGAGAUCUCCGUCUCCAKUGAUUACCGCGGGUGCAUCUAGCACAACGAGGACGACUUGCKYGCCGUCUGGGUAUGAAGGCCUUGAAAUGGAGGGAGAGGKGCCUCGGCCUAUGGAGAUGAAGAGGUUCUCGCUCACACUGCUCUCGCACUGCACCGAUGGGUUUAGCAAGAGCUAUCGUAUCGGGGACAGCGGGGCAUUCGGUGACGUUUACUGGGGUUCGAUAGGCGAGCAACAGGUGGCAAUCAAGCUGAUGUCCGGGGAGCUUACUCCCGCCAAGCGCAGUAUGUUCGUCGCGGAGGUAAACACUCUGAGCAGACUCCAUCACGCCAACCUCAUCCGAUUGCUUGGGUACUGCGACGAGGGGCCGCGAUCCAUCUUGGUGUACCCCUACUUUCCAGGUGGCAGUCUGUACGGUCGCCUUCACCGUAGGAAGAAAGCUGUUCCUGGUAAACCCGYUSUCCCGCCUCUGACGCUGGUCGAGCGGAUUUSCAUCGCCUUGCAGAUCGCCAAGGGGCUAGCCUACCUUCACGACGGUGCCGACCCACCGAUCAUCCAUCGGGACAUCAAGAGCAGCAACGUGCUKCUCGGCGAUGACUCCGGGGAGRGGCUGCAUGUGGURGUAGCGGAUUUCGGUCUGGCAAGGAUCGGCGAGAGGGUGUUCGGGACGGAACACGAGACAAUAGUGAAGACCUCGCACAUGUCAGGAACGUUCGGGUACAUGGCGCCGGAGUACAUGCUGUUGGGGGCCUUGACGGCGAAGACGGACGUUUACGCUUUCGGCGUGAUCGCACUGGAGCUGCUCACGGGAAGGAAGGCCGUGACAAGGGCACCGGCUGGCGAGGGUAUGCUGACGCUUGUGGACUGGGCGAAGCCUCUUCUAGGCAGCUGCCAUAGGGGUAAAUCAGGGGUUCUGCGGGACGAGAUUCUGGAACCUUGCUUGCUGGAUCAGGCGGCGGGAUUGCCGUUCCGUAACAUCGUGACUGAGAUAUUGUGGUUGGUGGGGGAAUGCGUAGCGGAGGACUACAGGUCUAGGCCAACCAUGAGCUCAUUAGCCAGCACGAUUGCCGGCCUACUCAAUGAAGCCAACAUCGGCUUGUGACUUCAGAGAUGAUGAUGCUGGGAUGUCGACCGGGGGGGCGAAACGGCGGAUUGAAAUUGAGGCAUCAACCUUCAAUCGUUGCUGAAAGCUGAACAGACUGAUGUACGACGAGACAGUCACGUUUCUUGUUGAUAUCGAAAAAAGAUGGGAGGGAUUAGAACUCGCGGCGGGGACAGAAUGAUCAACACGAUGAAUGAUGAAUGGAUGGAGUUCAAGUCGAUGGAUUGCUGAGUGGGUGGAAAAACACACUCGGAGGUAUGGCGGAUCCUCGUUAACCAWGUGGGGUAGGAAGGAGGAAGACAAGAGAGAGCGGUGGGGCUGAAGCGGAUGGGUUGUGGAAGACAGCUGGCAGAUUGUGGAGGACCCGUUAUGUCGGGAGGAGAGCUGCAAGGAAUUGAGGGCGGAUAAUAGGUUGCCGCGGGGCAAUGCGCAGCCUGAUGGGCAGUUUACCUCUUUUCUUUUGUAAGAUGGGUUUCCGUAUAAAUUAAUUUAAGA